AUGCCACAAGUGAUAACAGGGCUGGUUUUCAUACGGCUUCUCUUGGCAUUUGGAGCAGCAGAGGAGGGAGCUGGUUUCUGUCAGAUACGGGGGAGCCCAGAGUUCCCUCUACUAUCUAAAGAGGGAGAUGUCAUGAUUGGUGGAGCCUUUUCCAUCCACAGCAAAAUCACACAACCUCCACUUUCCUUUACAGAGAAACCAACCCGUAUCACGUGUUCCAGUGUCAACCUCAGGGAGUUUCGAUUUGCCCAAACAAUGAUAUUUGCAAUUGAAGAAAUAAACAGAAUUGCAUUUCUCCUUCCCAAUGUUUCUAUGGGAUACCGUAUUUAUGACAACUGUGGCUCAACAUUAACUUCAAUGCGAGCAGUGAUGGCCCUGAUGAACGGUGAUGAAUGGAGUGUGGGACAGAGCUGCUCUGGUCAAUCAGCUGUUCAUGCUAUUAUUGGGGAGUCUGAGUCUUCUUCAACCAUUGUGCUGGCACGUACUACUGGACCCUUCAAAAUACCAGUGAUAAGUCAUUCAGCUACAUGUGAGUGUUUGAGCAACAAGAAGGAAUAUCCUUUUUUCUUUCGAACCAUUGCCAGCGAUCUCUACCAAAGCCAAGCCCUCGCCCAGUUGGUCAAGCAUUUUGGCUGGACUUGGGUCGGCGCAGUAAACAGUGACAGUGACUAUGGGAACAACGGCAUGGCCAUUUUUCUUGCUGCAGCUCAGGAGGAAGGAGUGUGUGUGGAGUACACAGAGAAAUUUCACAGAGCAGAACCUGAAAAACUCAUGAAAGUAGUUGAAGUGAUUAAAAAGAGCACUGCCCGGGUCAUUGUUGGCUUCCUUGCACAUGUAGAGAUGAACAACCUUCUGAAUCAGCUUAGCCUGCACAACAUCACAGGCCUGCAGUUUAUUGGUGUGGAAGCCUGGAUUACUGCUGACAGCCUUGUGACACCCACCAGCUUCAGUGUGCUGGGGGGUUCACUGGGUUUUGCCGUACAAAAGGCCAAUAUCAGUGGUAUGAAUGAUUUUUUGACCAAAGAUUUCUGGGAGACAGAGUUUGCAUGCAAGGAGACAAACAGGGAUACUAUGACAGAAACAGCACGUUGCAGAGAAAACCAGGAUUUGAUUAAGCUCAAAGAUUAUGAUGAUGAUGUGCAAGAGCUGAGAUAUUCUAGCAACAUCUACAAAGCUAUCUAUGCAGUGGCUCAUUCAUUGCACAGCAUCCUAAAGUGCUCCACAAGUCAGGGUUGCGACAAGAUUAUAAAUGUUACUCCCUGGCAGGUAGUGGAGGCAUUAAAGCAGGUCAAUUUUACCAUUAAGAACGGCGAUGAGGUGUGGUUUGACAGUACUGGAGCAGCUGUUGCCCGUUAUGAGGUGGUGAACUGGCAGCGUGAAUCAGAUGGCUCAGUCCAGUUUAAACCUGUAGGCUACUAUGAUGCCUCUCUACCUCCUGGACAGAAGUUUGUUCUCAACACUGAAGCCAUAAUGUGGCCUGGAGGAAAGAAAGAGUUGCCUGUGUCAAUGUGCAGUGAGAGCUGUCGUCCAGGAACUCAUAAAGUCCUUCAGAAAGGAAGACCAGUCUGUUGCUAUGACUGCAUACCAUGCGCAGAGGGAGAAAUCAGUAAUAGCACAGAUUCUAAUGACUGCAAAAAGUGUCCUGAAGAGUAUUGGUCCAAUCAAAACAGAGAUGCAUGUAUACUUAAAAAUGUUGAGUUCCUCUACUUCACUGAGGCUAUGGGCAUAAUACUUGUAUUUUUCACUUUGUUUGGUGUUCUCCUUACUUUAAUUGUAGCCACUUUAUUCUUGAUCAAUAAGGACACUCCCUUGGUGAGGGCCAACAACUCUGAGCUGAGCUUCCUGCUGCUUUUCUCCCUGACUCUGUGUUUCCUGUGUUCUCUGACCUUCAUUGGCCAGCCCUCUGAUUGGUCCUGCAUGUUGCGACACACUGCAUUUGGGAUCACCUUUGUCCUCUGUAUCUCUUGCAUUCUUGGGAAAACAAUAGUAGUCUUAAUGGCCUUUAAAGCCACACUUCCAGGCAGUAAUGUAAUGAAAUGGUUUGGGCCUGCACAGCAGAGGCUCAGUGUUCUGACGUUCACUCUUAUACAGGUUUUAAUUUGCAUACUUUGGUUGACAAUCAAUCCUCCCUUCCCCUUCAAAAAUAUGAAACUCUAUAAUGAGAAGAUUAUUCUUGAGUGUUCCCUAGGAUCACCUGUAGGUUUCUGGGCUGUGUUAGGAUACAUUGGACUGCUUGCUGUCCUAUGUUUUGUACUUGCUUUCUUGGCUAGAAAGUUACCUGAUAAUUUUAAUGAAGCUAAAUUUAUCACCUUCAGCAUGCUGAUAUUCUGUGCAGUCUGGAUCACAUUUAUCCCAGCAUAUGUCAGCUCUCCUGGGAAGUUCACUGUGGCUGUGGAGAUAUUUGCUAUUCUAGCCUCCAGUUAUGGAAUACUUUUUUGUAUAUUUGCACCAAAAUGCUUUAUCAUUGUAUUCAAACCUGAACUGAACACAAAGAAACAUCUGAUGGGGAAAACAUAG
Messenger RNA from Larimichthys crocea (large yellow croaker), 2517 nucleotides. RefSeq names its product extracellular calcium-sensing receptor-like. Gene Ontology annotation, biological process: G protein-coupled receptor signaling pathway. Gene Ontology annotation, molecular function: G protein-coupled receptor activity. The transcript is spliced from 6 exons. Gene Ontology annotation, cellular component: plasma membrane. Bases 1 to 2517 code for a protein of 838 amino acids. The record is from RefSeq and is a predicted model, not a curated record. Lineage: Eukaryota; Metazoa; Chordata; Actinopteri; Sciaenidae.